GUUCUACCCACCAUGCAUCGCGCGUUGAGGCUGGUCUGCUAGAGCUAAGAUGACCGACUUUGAGGAACCGCUCUCCGACGAGGAGAAGGUCCGCAUAGCAGCAAACUUUGUCACCCAUGCUCCACCUGGCGAGUUCAACGAAGUCUUCAAUGAUGUGCGGCUUCUCCUCAACAAUGACAACCUCCUCAGGGAGGGGGCAGCACAUGCCUUUGCCCAGUAUAACAUGGAUCAAUUCACUCCUGUAAAACUGGAAAAUUCGGAAGAGUUGGUUCUGAUCACGGAGCAUGGCGAUCUGGGUCAGGGGAGGUUCUUUGAUCCCCGGAGCCGCCGCUCGUUCCGUUUUGACCACCUGCGUAAGGAAGCCAGUGACCCGCAGCCCUACCAGGGCGAGAGCGCACUGCACUCCUGGAGAGAUGCCUGUGAUAAUGCGCUCAGCGCCUACGUCAAGGAGCAUUACCCAACUGGAGUGUGCACGGUAUAUGGGAAAACAGUGGAAGGUCAGAAAACCAUUAUUGCUUGUAUCGAGGGACACCAGUUUCAGCCUAAAAACUUCUGGAAUGGGCGCUGUAGGUCAGAAUGGAAGUUCACCAUCAGCCAGUCCUCCUCUCAGGUGGCAGGUGUGUUGAAGAUCCAGGUGCAUUAUUAUGAGGAUGGCAAUGUUCAGCUGGUCAGUCAUAAAGAGGUGGAGGAGUCCAUCAUUGUAUCUGAUGAAGAGACCACUGCCAAGGAAUUUGUAAAAAUCAUUGAAAAUGCAGAAAAUGAUUACCAGACCGCCAUCAGUGAGAACUACCAGACGAUGUCGGACACGACCUUCAAAGCUCUACGCAGGCAGCUUCCUGUCACCCGCACCAAGAUUGACUGGAAUAAGAUUCUCAGUUACAAGAUCGGCAAGGAGAUGCAGAAUGCCUAGAAUGUGUCUGGAUCUGCCUGGCUCUCAACACGGAACCGGUCCAAAAGAAAACCCACACGCUGUUCGCUAAACAGAGGGAGAGUCAUGCCUCCCUGAGAAAAAAGAAAACAAAACAAAAAAAAAAAAGUCGAGGGACUUACUCUAUUGAUGUUACUAAGAAGAAGUGGUUCCACUCAGUUUCUGGUUGUUUAAAGGACACUCCGGCUAUUGGAGGAGGGUCAGACAUGAGCUUAGAGGGAGUCUGGAUCUAAAUUAUCAGUAAACCCGAUGCUAUUCUUGCAUUCAUGUGAAUUUAUCUGACCCGUCUGUCCAAAAAUAUUCUUAAAGGGUGUACAAUGUAGAUUUUAUUAUUUUUUGUUUGGUUAUGUUGUUGUUGUGAGAUGGGACAUUGUGUUGAUGGGACGUCUGUGAGUGCGGGCCAGUCAUCUUUAAGACGGCACACAGAACUGCUGACAGGUUUAUUUUGACUGUUCCAAUACUCCGAACAGACAUCCUCUCCUCAUUCAGCUCAUCCCCAGAGUGUGUGUGAAGAGGAGGCUGCUCGGUGAGUUCUGGUAUAGGCAUCUGUCUUAACUCCCCUCUCUCAGCACCUUCUGCCACCUCCUAACCUUCGCACCCUUUUAAAUGAAGACAUUUAAAACAAAGUCAAACCAAAAUCUGUGUGAAAUAAAUGAGCCAAUAAAAAAAGCAGCAAAUAGUCCUCUUUCCCAUGGCAAAGAAAUCCAAAUUAAGUCUUGCGUUUCAUAUUUAUACAUACAGAUAUUAUAUUUUACUAAGCAGUCUUUAAAAACCGUCCUAGCACUUUUUUGUUACAGGCUUCACGUGUGCAGAAUCGAGCGUGUCUUACAAUACAAACAGCGAAUCAGAGUUGGUCUAUGCACUCUCCAGAACUGGAGCAGAAAGGUGUUGUUAGUGUUGUCACAUGUCAUGGUACUGUUGGGUGCUUUGCCACUGUAAACUUCACCCUGAACACAGAAGCGUAAUCAGACUGUACUAUAUCACUCAUCACUCUGUCUCUCACUCUCUCUCUCUUUCUCUCUCUCCAUCUUGCUCUCUCUGUCCUGUAAUACGGCUCUUAACUCUGAUUUUAGCAAACGUAUAUGCUACUCACAGGUAAUAAAGAAUUGGCACCGAA
Electrophorus electricus (electric eel) is the source of this 2045-nucleotide messenger RNA. It is a transcript of the gene capza1b, whose product is annotated as capping actin protein of muscle Z-line subunit alpha 1b. Gene Ontology annotation, cellular component: F-actin capping protein complex; cortical cytoskeleton. The record is from RefSeq and is a predicted model, not a curated record. Gene Ontology annotation, molecular function: actin filament binding. NCBI's taxonomy places the organism in Eukaryota, Metazoa, Chordata, Actinopteri, Gymnotiformes, Gymnotidae. Gene Ontology annotation, biological process: barbed-end actin filament capping; actin cytoskeleton organization.